This is a messenger RNA of Aspergillus calidoustus, 1110 nucleotides long. Lineage: Eukaryota; Fungi; Ascomycota; Eurotiomycetes; Eurotiales; Aspergillaceae. The record is from the annotation of a GenBank genome assembly.
AUGUCUGCCCCAAUUUACCUCGGUGUUAUCGGCGUCGGCGGCGUUGGAACCGCCUUUCUAAACCAGCUCGCCCGCCUUCCCAACGCCCCCAAGCUCAUCCUCCUCGCCCGCUCCAGCCAAACCCUCCUCUCCCCGACCCCCUCCUACAGCCCCUCCAUCCCCGCCGCCGAGUGGAAAACCGCCGUUGAGACCCCCUCCCUCACCAAAUCCGGCGCUCUCACACCCGAUGAGAUUGCCUCCUACCUCGCCUCUGCCCCCGGCCGCUCCGUCCUCGUCGACAACACCUCCGACCCCGCCCUCGCAUCUUCCUAUCCCGUCUUCCUCCGCAAAGGAAUUUCAAUCGUUACACCUAACAAAAAGGGCUUCUCUUCUGAUCUGUCUCUAUGGAAGGAUAUCUUUGCCUCCGCUGCUGAGGGCAAGGCGCUCGUCUACCAUGAGAGCACCGUUGGCGCGGGUCUCCCUGUGAUAUCAACGCUCAAGGACCUGGUCGCGACAGGCGAUGAGGUUACCCGGAUCGAGGGUGUGUUUUCCGGAACGCUCUCCUUCCUCUUCAAUACCUUUGCGCCCGCGUCCGGUGGUUCCGACGCGAAGUGGAGCGAGGUCGUUGCAAAGGCCAAGGAGCUCGGCUAUACAGAGCCCGACCCCCGCGACGACCUGAACGGUAUGGACGUCGCGCGGAAGCUGACCAUCCUCGCCCGCAUUGCGGGACUCGACGUUCAGUCCCCGGACUCCUUCCCCAUUGAGUCGCUCAUCCCCGCUGAACUUGCUUCCCUCCCCUCGUCCUCUGACGGAAUUACGCAAUUCAUGACCCGUCUCCCGGAAUUCGAUGCCCAGAUGGCGGGCAUCAAGGAGGGCGCUGAGAAGGCUGGUAAGGUGGUUCGGUAUGUCGGUAGCGUGGAUGUUGGCAAGAAGGAGGUGCGUGUUGGGCUACAGCAGUUCGACAAGGAUAGUGCCAUUGCCGGGCUGAAGGGGAGCGACAACAUCAUCAGCUUCUAUACCCGGCGGUAUGGAAGCAACCCGCUUAUUGUCCAGGGUGCUGGUGCGGGUGGUGAUGUUACCGCUAUGGGAGUGACGGCAGACUUGAUCAAGGUUCUCGAGAGGCUUUCCUAG